Messenger RNA from Drosophila mauritiana, 488 nucleotides. RefSeq lists its product as uncharacterized. The record is from RefSeq and is a predicted model, not a curated record. The coding region runs from base 98 to 394 and encodes 98 amino acids. Lineage: Eukaryota; Metazoa; Arthropoda; Insecta; Diptera; Drosophilidae. The transcript has 4 exons.
AUGUGUGUUAAUAUUUUCGAAAUACCAUGUGCAAGAAGUUUUCGUUUAUAACAAAACUUAAUAUUUGCACUAAGUACAGGGCUUGCAUUUUCUGGGCAUGUAUCAAUAUAAUCUUUGGGAUCGCUUUUAUCCCACUAGUUGUGGACUUCGUGAAACGACAAAAACUACCCAAUGCUGUGUUGGUUUUUGGUUGCAUAUGUGGAGGCAAUUUUAUACUAUCUGGAUUCAUGUUACUAAUAGGUGUUUUAAAGGAUGUGCGCUGUUUGGUUGGCUCGUCCAUAGUUUUCUGCGGAAUAGGCAUAUUUUGUAUUCACUGGUUAAUAAUACCUUUGGCGCUUUUUUUCAUUUUUUCAUUUAUUGUGUUCAAUUAUUAUCAAGUGGUUAUGGCUUCUGAUGAUCGCUAUCGAGUGCCCAGGCGAUUUUCAUAAAUAAAAUGCCUAUAUUUUACUUUAAAGCGAUUAUACUUUAGGGUACUAUAUUAAUUUUAA